UGUAUCAGCCAGUCCAUUAGCUACCACACUGUAACCUUGCCUCUCACACUGCCACAUUAUUCUUCUCUGUUUGGGUACUGCGUGCAAAGCCUUAAGGAGUCUGUGGCAAAGACUGGGAAAGUAGAGAUCUUUAGAAGUUCUGUGAGCGUAAACCAACAUUUCUGUGAAGAUGUGCUCCACUCUGAGUGUGAUGGUGUUGAUAAGCAUGAUGGGAUGCGUUGAACUGGCUAUCACUGUCGAGACUACCAAGGAAAUUGUCAAUGUUACAGCGGGUGAAAGUGUUCUACUCCCAUGUACUUAUAACACGACUUCAGCGUUGAGUGAGGUCUCUAUUGAGUGGACUUUUGCUUCAUCACCCUCCUCUAAACAGCAGGUGUAUUUCUAUAAAAAAUCACAAGAAAGCAUAAACGAACAGUACCGUGGCAGACUUCAAGCUUUCUCCUCUCCUGACAAAACCAAAAAUGCCUCCAUAAUGAUAAGCAAAAUGCAGCCAUCAGAUACCGGAGUCUACACCUGUGAAGUUGAGAUGCACAUGGGCGCUAAUGCCAGUAUCACUGUAUUUGUCCAUGCUCGUUCAAGCGCUCCACCAUCACCCUACCACAUUCAAUACACCGGACCCAGAGGGCUUCUUGAGUGGGGGAUCGGAAUUGCUGUUCUCCUGGGAAUCAUCCUCGUCUCCUAAUCAUGUGCGGCAGACUUCCUCCAAUAUCUAUCCACGAGCAAAACAAUUCUUAUUUUAUUCAGCAAAUGUCUUUGAAGAUUCUGGGCCAGUUUCUGCUUGGGCUGUCACCUAAAGCCAGAGCUGCAGUCUCCGGUAGAUCUAAACUGCUGUGCUCUGUUCAGUUGGAUCCAAGAACAACAUCCAGGAACUGCCAUAACAUAAUCAGUUGUACAAAGAAAUCCUCCGAGUUCUUCCUAAAGGCUCAUUCUCACGAUAAAAGGCAAAGAGACUAGUUUCAUGUUUAUAUGGUGGCUAAUGAUAGAUACUGUGAUCUAUGUAAUCAUAUUUAAAG
Myripristis murdjan (pinecone soldierfish) is the source of this 1013-nucleotide messenger RNA. Its product is annotated as V-set and immunoglobulin domain-containing protein 1-like. Gene Ontology annotation, biological process: epithelial cell morphogenesis; maintenance of gastrointestinal epithelium. NCBI's taxonomy places the organism in Eukaryota, Metazoa, Chordata, Actinopteri, Holocentriformes, Holocentridae. The transcript has 4 exons. Bases 170 to 682 code for a protein of 170 amino acids. The record is from RefSeq and is a predicted model, not a curated record. Gene Ontology annotation, cellular component: plasma membrane; basolateral plasma membrane.